Sparassis crispa is the source of this 168-nucleotide messenger RNA. RefSeq lists its product as hypothetical. The transcript has a single exon. The record is from RefSeq and is a predicted model, not a curated record. The coding region runs from base 1 to 168 and encodes 55 amino acids. NCBI's taxonomy places the organism in Eukaryota, Fungi, Basidiomycota, Agaricomycetes, Polyporales, Sparassidaceae.
AUGAAGAGGGAGAGAUCUCGCAAGUGGCGUAGCGCGCGCGCCUCUCAUCCUAAUGCCGAGCGUGGCGCCUCCCGCGGCUUGCUGGCCUGGCGAGACAGCGAGCCCCUUGAAUACCUCUCCAAGUUCCACGAGGAGGAGAAGGGUCCAGAGAGAGAUCUGGUGCCGUAG